This is a messenger RNA of Nannizzia gypsea CBS 118893, 3192 nucleotides long. RefSeq names its product ankyrin repeat protein nuc-2. The transcript has 7 exons. Lineage: Eukaryota; Fungi; Ascomycota; Eurotiomycetes; Onygenales; Arthrodermataceae. Gene Ontology annotation, molecular function: protein binding; phosphoric diester hydrolase activity. Bases 1 to 3192 code for a protein of 1063 amino acids. Gene Ontology annotation, biological process: lipid metabolic process. The record is from RefSeq and is a predicted model, not a curated record.
AUGAAGUUCGGCAAGCAGAUCCAGCGGCGCCAGCUCGACCUGCCCGAGUACGCGGCCAGCUUCUUCAACUACAAGGCCCUCAAGAAGCUCAUCAAGCAACUCAGUGCGACGCCCACGAUCCCUGCGCAAGGCGCUACGCAAGAACCGUCCAGCGAUGUGCUCGACGCCCAGGCAGCCCUGCGCGCCAACAAGGAGGUCUUCUUCUUCCGGCUCGAGCGCGAGAUAGAGAAGGUCAAUGUCUUCUACCUGCAGAAGGAGGCCGAGUUCUCGCUGCGGCUCAAGACGCUGCUCGACAAGCAGAGAGUCAUCCAGUCGCGCCGCACGGUGUCGAAUUCAAAGGCCCCAGCGAACUUCGUCGCCUUGAUAGAGGGGUUUCAGCAGUUUGACGGUGAUUUGAACAAGUUGCAGCAAUUCGUAGAGGUCAAUGAGACAGCCGUGUCAAAGAUACUGAAGAAGUGGGAUAAAACAUCAAAGUCACGGACAAAAGAGCUCUACCUACAACGAGCGGUUGAAGUGCAACCAUGCUUCAACCGAGAAGUCCUUCGGGACCUCUCCGACCGCGCUACCACAGCCAGGCUGGAGCUUGAGGCAUGGGCAGAAGGCGAAAACAUCCAGUUUAACGCCCCCAGACAGGCAGACAGACCAGCCAGCAUAGCAGAGGAAGACGACAGCGAUCUGCAUAUCCUUAACUCUGCCGCUGCCACAGGGAACCUCCAGCCUCUGCGCGACUGGCUCAGCAAGAUCCAGCUCUCUCCAGAUGCUGCCGACCAUCUCACCCGCAUCUUUCUGACUGCAGUCAAUGAGUACCCAGAUGAAGUGCUCACUUUGCUGCUAGAGACUAACCUCGUCGACGUCCAUGCAGAGGACGAUAUCAACGAACGCAACUGUCUGCAUGAAGCCGUCAUCUCAGGCCGCCAGUUCGUCUUUGACGCCGCUCUCGAGCGUGGCGUCGACAUUUCGCAGGCUGACGUCUACGGCAGAAUUCCCCUGCAUUAUGCAUGUAUGCACGGUCGGGUCGGCAUGGUGCAUUCUCUACUUGAAAAGGGCCUAUCUACCAUCGACUUCACUGAUCAUGAUAACUUCACUCCUCUCAUUCACAGCAUCAUCAAGGACCAGGUCUCCUGCGUUGAACAGCUGCUCUCACACAAUGCCCGGAUCAACCCGGCCUCGGAGUCGGAUCACAUACCACUUAACCUUGCCUGCCAGCAUGCAUCCCUCGCUCUUAUAAAGAUACUACUUGAGCGUGACGCAAAGUUCCUGCCAGAUGCCGAGGGCCUAUACCCACAGCAUCUUGUAGCGCGCUCAUGUCGUUCAUCUGCAGUUCUCCUGCUCCUCAAAGACCACGGCGCAGACCUUGACCAGCGUGAUAAGCUGUACCAGUGGACUCCUUUGUUCCACGCGGCCGCAGAGGGCUGCGUUGGAUGUCUACGUACUCUACUCGAUUGUGGUGUCGAUGCGGAUGCUCUAGACGAAAAGGGUCUGCCUGCCAUGUACUACGCUGUCUGGGAGGGCCAUCUUGAAUGCAUGAAAUUGCUCUGGUCUCAGCGUGUAUCCCGCCCCAUUCCAGGACACACACCGCUUGAUGUCCUCAACAAUGGUCCCAGAUACCGUGAUGCCAUGACUGCAACCCUCACUCCAAUGAGUGACGAAAAGAAGGAUAUUCCUGCUCUUGAGGUCGACGGCAUCCCAGACCUCUCCCUCCCACCUCCCAUCAUCCCGCUUCGCCACUACGGCCACAACUUCUUAGACAACAAGACCUUCGUGCAGAUUCACUUCAAUCCACCAUCUGCCGACCCCAUUGUCUUCUACCAGACUGGCCGCUACGCUGCUGCACGAUUAACAAUAUCCUCCAAGAUGACAGACCUGAUCCCCCGUAAUGUCAUGCUGCCUCUACAAGAAGACUCGCGCUUCAUAUCAUUCCACAUUGAUAAGCUAGAAAACUUUGCCAUCGACUUUGAAAUAUUCCCUACUUUUGGUUCCAAAGUCAUUGCCAAAACAGUUGCUUUACCCGACGUUUUUGAGAACAACGGUAGAAGUUCUGGCCAUUGCUGUCUCCCCGUCUUUGACCCCCGGCUCAGAGCCAUUGGCGAGAUCCGCUUCAACUUCCAGGUCAUCAAACCGUACUACGGAGACCCGUUAGAGAUUACCCAUUUUGCUACCUACUGGAAAGCUACCAGUGCGUUCGAUGCAGAGCACAACGGCCAAGUCACUGGUUCCAGCUUGUCCGGAGACUAUGUCCAGAUAUUCGUCCAGAUGACCCGAGAUCUUGUACCGGUGCUAUAUCCCGAAUUCACGAUUAUGCAUCAUGGCGUCCGCUUACCCAUCGCACAUCUCUCCAUCGAAGAAUUUAAGGCUAUUGGCCGUGAACAUUCUCCAUCUAACUCCAUCACUGCUUCUUCCGAGUCAAACUCUACCAGCAGCAGCUCUACAAGCUCACUGCUCCCAUCCCUCGCUGCAAUGUCAAUAACCGAUAUCCCCACCGCGCACCGUCUCCUCGCCACAUCCUUUUUGACUCUAGAAGAGGUUCUCCUCCAUCUACCCACUUCCAUCCAUGUGAACCUCUGCAUCCUCUACCCUUCCCCAGCCGAGCAAAAGGAGCUCGAUCUCCGCCUCACUUUCAACAUCAACAAUUUUGCCGACUCCAUUCUCACACGGGUGUUUAAUCAUGCCCGGGCCUCCAGGCUGGCUAAUCCAGACUUUAUGAGAUCUGUUGUCUUUACCAGUUAUAAUGUCGGGAUAUGCGUGGCUUUGAACUGGAAGCAACCAAAUUACCCCGUGUUACUCUGCAACGAUCUUGGUCAACCCCGAGACUCAAAUACCAACACUACUCAAUCGCCCGCCUCACCUCCAUCCUCUUCAUCUCCAGCAAUCCAAUACAGCGGUCGUGCCUCACUCUCCAUUAAAGAAUCCGCCCGUAUCGCCCAAAGCAAUAAUCUUAUGGGCCUAAUGUGCCGAUCAAGCCUACUAAACGUAAUGCCAUCUCUGGCCGAAUCGAUAAAAGAGCUCGGUCUCGUGCUAGUGGCAGAUACGUCUGACGAUAGUGCUGAAAGGCGCCGGCACCAAAACGCAAACUCGACUUCGCACACCGGGUUCGGGGGAACGAAUGAUACCCUCUUCCGCAUGCCCGGCAACGUUAACGGGGUUAUGCGUGAGACUGGCGUGCUACGAUUUAACGACUCGAUUGAUAUGUGA